AUGCUGCUGCCCUUCUUUUACGUGCUCGUCCUCGCAUGGGCAGCUGUUGCCUCCACCGUCACACUUGCAUUUCCCAUCGACAACCAGCGUCCCCUCAUCGCUCGCGUUGGCCAACCCUACAUCUGGUCGUUCUCCCCAUCAACCUUCAAAUCUGAUGGAAACAUCGCCUACACUGUCUCUACACUCCCCAAGUGGCUCGCUUUCGACCCACAGAAGCGAAGCUUCAGUGGCAUCCCAACCACGACUGACGAAGGCAAUCUGGAAGUCACAAUAACCGCGCACGACACCACGUCCUCCGCUUCUUCUACGUUCUCGAUCUGUAUCUCCUCCUUUCCGCCUCCCAAAGUCAAUAUUCCGCUGGCGAGUCAAUUUGACGCAAGAAACCCCUCCAUGUCUUCUGUGUUUCCUGUCCCGCCAGAUUCUGCAUUGACUACCACUCAUCCGGCAUUACGCAUACCUCGACAAUGGUCUUUCAGCAUUGGGUUUCGCUACGACACGUUAACUGGGUCCGACCGCAUCCGCUAUAUGGUCUUGCAAGCUGACGGAUCUGACCUUCCCGACUGGAUGACCUUUCGCGAAGAGAGCUUGACUGUCAAUGGAGUUGUCCCACACGAUGUUGAAGAGGCGCAAACGUUGUCUCUGUCUCUUUUCGGCUCAGACCAAGAAGGCUACAGUGCUGUGGUGCUUCCCUUUGAUAUCAUCACGGCAACCCAUGAACUUGUGCAGCGCCAGUACAUCCCGACGAUCAACGUCUCCUCUGAAAACCCAUUCACGGCGAAGGUGGAUUCGCAAGACGACUUUGCAGGUCUCCUGGUCGACGGGAAAGGAAUUGAGCCAGCCAACAUCUCCUCGCUUGCUAUUGACACUUCAGCGCUCAACUGGCUGGAAUUCGAUCAAGCAAGUCGUGUUUUAUCUGGAAAUCCUCCGGCCGCUUAUGCGGGGCAAACUUACACCCUCCCUCUGACCGUUUCCGCCUUCAACCAGACCUUGCACACCAACUGCUCCCUCGCAAUCGUCCCAUCCUUCUUCUCUACUGCGACAAUACCCGCCCAAGUCCUGAGUGCAACUCGUAUAGUCAACUUCAGUCUUGCUCCGUACUUCUCCAACUCGACUAAUGACCAAAGCGGUGACAUCAACCUUUCGUCUGCAUUCGAUACGCCCGAAGGCAACUGUCUAUCUUUUGACCCGAACUCCUCCAUUCUCUCUGGAACUAUUCCCGACGAUAUAUCUGUCUUACACAUUGACAUUACCUUUACCGCCUUCUCGCGUCGCACACAUUCAACCUCGCAUACAUUCCUUCGCCUCUCCAUCCCUCCUUCGACAAAGACCAAGGACAAAGCGUACGUUAACCCUGGAAAUCUGUCGGCCGCGGCUCACCGCAAGCUCACUCUUGCUUUGGCGAUCGUUUUCGGGAUCAUUGGGACUGUUUGUGCUUUAGGAUUGUUCUUCUCUGCGUUUCAACGUUGUGCCAAGGUCGAUGAUGGCGCCAGAGUCGAUCAAGAAGCCUGGUCGGAGAGCGACAAGAGAUGGUAUGGUUUGCCUGCAGCGGAGAAAGGUUAUGGCUCUAGUCUUCCCCGAAAUGCAAUGGAGUUGGACAAUCCGUUUGGAGACGGCGCUGAGCUUGUCACACCCACCCGUGCUGCACCUGAUUACGGAGGUAUUGGUCUCGGUCUUCGUCGUGUUAUGGAGAGAAGUGGUUCUGAUCCCGUUUCGACUCCUAGCAGCGCUCAAAGCCCAGGAGUUAUGCGCAAGCGUGACUUUUUGACGCGGAUUCGGCAGACUGCCAGGAAUAUCAGCGACAAAUACGAUAGUUGGCGCAAAGGUCCGGUUCAACGUCCGGUCAUCAGUAAGCCUACGCUGGCUGUAACCGCGUUGGAUGGUCUGCCUGAGACCAUGUCGCACUCGCCAUCCAACCCUUUCGAUGAUGCAAACAUUAUAAGCUAUCCUGGGAGCAUUGUUAUCACCAAUUCGCCUUCUACUUCGACUGGUGAUCACUCCAUUCCUCGACGUAGAUCAGAUUUUUGCCCACUUCCCCCGGCAACUCAUGCUUACAAUGGAUUGGUGCGACAACUGUCGUCUGGUUCGAUUUCGUCAGCAGAAGAAGGGACCAUCCAUGUAGCCUCCAAAACGCCCAGUAUUCACAGUGCAUUGUCCAAACGCCCUCGGCUAGUCCCUUUCACUAGUGCUACCCGCGUUCCUAUGCCUCGAACCCCUCCUGAGGAAGAAGAUCCAUCUGGUAGCCCAUCGCGCCGAGUACCAAGCCAGAAAGCAGUGGUCUUGAAAGAAUCGGUUCGCAAUUCGGCUGCCGAUGAGCUGAGCGUAGGCAUACACUACGUCCGUACUCUCGGAGGAGACCAAGAUGGCCAAAUGACCCCCACAACGUCAACUCACGGUCGCUCAUCGUUUUCUUCUCCGGAAUCGUCUCAUCUUGUGCAUGAGCCAUCAAGCAACAUGUUGAAAGCUGUUCAGAUACGGGUUGGCGAGACCUUCAAACUUCCUGUUGCUGUUCCGGAUUACGUAGCCACGCGAAAGCUCGAGGCAAAGAUGAUUCCGGGAAGGACAUGGCCGGAUUUUUUGCAGGUCGACCUCAAUGCCCAUAAACACGGAGACGAGGUCGAACUCUAUGGUUGUCCUGCUAUGCGGCAUGUGGGUGAAUAUAGGAUUGGGAUCUACACGGUUGAAGACCACUCUUGUGUCUCUCGAGUCGACCUUCGAAUUGUGGCAUAG
This is a messenger RNA of Mycena indigotica, 2727 nucleotides long. RefSeq names its product MFS domain-containing protein. Gene Ontology annotation, cellular component: membrane. NCBI's taxonomy places the organism in Eukaryota, Fungi, Basidiomycota, Agaricomycetes, Agaricales, Mycenaceae. Gene Ontology annotation, molecular function: calcium ion binding. The coding region runs from base 1 to 2727 and encodes 908 amino acids. The record is from RefSeq and is a predicted model, not a curated record. The transcript has a single exon.